This is a messenger RNA of Malassezia vespertilionis, 2628 nucleotides long. RefSeq names its product dolichyl-phosphate-mannose--protein mannosyltransferase (gene PMT1). The record is from RefSeq and is a predicted model, not a curated record. Gene Ontology annotation, molecular function: dolichyl-phosphate-mannose-protein mannosyltransferase activity. NCBI's taxonomy places the organism in Eukaryota, Fungi, Basidiomycota, Malasseziomycetes, Malasseziales, Malasseziaceae. Gene Ontology annotation, cellular component: endoplasmic reticulum; membrane. Gene Ontology annotation, biological process: protein O-linked glycosylation via mannose. The coding region runs from base 1 to 2628 and encodes 875 amino acids. The transcript is spliced from 2 exons.
AUGCGUCCACGUCAAGUGAAUGCGGCGCCAGACCCGACGUCUGAGCACGCUGCGUAUACGACGAGCGCCGAGAAGGAGAAGCAGCAGGUGGGCGAUGCAAAUAUCUCUGCAGGUUCUGGGAUUCGGCGCGGCGAGUACAUCAUGUUGUUUCUCGUCGUGCUGCUCGCCGCGUUUGUGCGCCUCCAUCGGCUGGAUCGUCCCAGCAGUGUAGUGUUUGACGAAGUGCACUUUGGUGGCUUUGCCGGCAAGUAUAUCCACCAAGAAUUUUUUAUGGACGUGCACCCCCCGCUUGCGAAAUUGCUUCUUGCGCUCGUGGCAUGGCUGCGUGGCUUCAAAGGCAACUUUGACUUUGAGAGUAUCGGGAACGAGUACCUCACCACACCGGGCGAAGAGCAGGUGCCGUACGUUUCGAUGCGCCUGCUCUGCGCCUUGUUCGGCCUUGCCACCGUGCCUUUGGCCUACUUGACUCUGCGUGGCCUCGCGCUGCGCCCUGCCUCGGCACUGCUUGGCAUGCUGUUUGUCACGUUUGAGAAUGCGCUCACGACGCAGUCGCGCCUUAUUCUGCUCGACGCGCCGCUCGUCUUUUUCGUCGCGCUCUCCCUCUACACGUGGGUUUCGUUUGGAAACAUCGACGCGCGCGCGCCUUUCUCGCGGCCGUGGUGGGCAUGGCUCUUUUUCACCGGUCUCUCGCUUGGUGCGGUCAUCUCUGUAAAAUGGGUUGGGCUCUUUACCAUUGCCGCGGUGGGACUCGGCGUCGUCGAGCAGCUUUGGCGGCAUCUCGGCAACGUGCAUACGCCCGUGCGUGUGCUUGUCUACCACUUACUAGCACGUGCAUUGUGCCUGAUUGUCGUCCCCACCAUUUUUUACAUUCUCACCUUUGCCGUGCAUUUUGCCGUGCUGUGCAAGCCCGGCGCCGGCGCGACGUUUAUGAGCUGGCCGUUCCGCCAGACGCUGGAAGGAAACCGCUCGCCGGAUACGUACGCAGAAGUGCUGCUGGGCAGCAAAGUCCGCAUGCAGCACUACAAUACAGUGGGUGGCUAUCUUCACUCCCACGAGCACAAUUACGAGACGGGAAGUGGGCAGCAACAGAUCACGCUGUACCCCUUCCCCGACGAGAACAAUGAAUGGUACAUUAUCCGUGCGCCGAACGAGGGCGAGUACGACCACGACAAGGACGGCCACAUGAUCCAGCCAGACGACGAGGUGUCGCGCUUUUUCGACGAAAAGGUCCCGCUGCGGAACGGCGCGACGGUGCGCUUGAUCCACGCAGAGACCGACCUGCGUUUGCACUCCCACGAAAGCCACCGGCCGCCCGUGACAGAGGCUGACUACCAGUAUGAAGUCUCGGGCUACGGUUUUCCUGCGCAGCACUUUGGCGGCGACGCGAACGACGACUGGAUCGUCGAGAUCGUUCGUCAGGAGCACGCCAUUCCGGCGCACACACGCGACGACCAGAUGAUUGCCUUGCGCACCAUUUUCCGCUUACGCCACGAGAAUUUGCACUGCUAUCUCUACUCGCACAACGUCAAUCUCCCCGAGUGGGGCUUUGGCCAGCAGGAAGUCAUGUGCAAUUCCGCGCCGAGACUGCCCAACUCGCUCUGGUACAUUGAGACCAACGAACACCCCUUGCUCGAGCUGGAGGCGCGGCCAAAAAUGAUUCGCUACGUUUUGCCCACCUUUUUCCAGAAGUUUGCCGAACUGCAGCGUGUUAUGUGGUCGGUCAACGAGCGGCUCACGGAGCACCAUGUGUACGAAUCGCGCCCGUUCUCAUGGCCCGCGCUUAAGCGCGGGAUCAAUUUCUGGACCAAGAACCACCGCCAGGUGUAUUUGUUUGGCAACCCGAUGGUGUGGUGGCUCGGCACUGCUUCUGUGCUCUUUUACGCCACCAUUCGCGUCUUUUUACUGCUCCGCGCGCAGCGUGGAUGCAACGACUUUAGCCAUACGCUUGUCGUGUACUACGACCGUGUAUGUGCCUUCUUAGCCAUUGCCUGGGCGUUGCAUUACCUCCCAUUCUGGCUCAUGAAACGCCAGCUCUUUUUGCACCACUACCUUCCCGCGCUGUACAUUUCCAUCCUGCUCACCGCCGCCGUAUUCGAUCUCGCUACAAACAGGGUGCGGCCGCGGAUGCGCAUGCAAAUCGCGCUGGGCGUCUCGCUCCUCGCUGCGUUCGUCUUUUGGCGCUACUCCCCCCUCAUUUACGCCUCGCGCUGGACGGGCGACGGAUGCCAAAACUCGAUCCUCGUCGACUCGUGGGACUUUAACUGCGUCGAUUUCCCCGACGAUGUGCGCGAGUAUAGCGAGUACGAGUCGGUGGUCAACCUUCCCGAAGGACACGCCAGCGACUGGUACAACAAGCUACCGAGCGUGCUGCGCAACAUCGCACGCCCUGCCCCCAAUGCGGCCGUGCGCAAACCCAAGUCGGUGACCGGUGCGCCAAAGCCAUUUGCGCCGCUGAGCGAGAGCACAGCGACGGCAGCGAGCAAUGCAACUAUGCGCGCGGCGCCCAACUUGGCAGGGCUAGACCAGGCCCAGCGAAAAGAAGCCAUGCUCCAGGGCACGAGUGGUUUUGCGCAAGCGCGAAAUGUGAGCAGCAGCGUGUCCGGCGCGCAGAGUACCUCAGCAGCAUAG